This is a messenger RNA of Fusarium keratoplasticum, 1299 nucleotides long. RefSeq lists its product as uncharacterized. The transcript is spliced from 3 exons. Lineage: Eukaryota; Fungi; Ascomycota; Sordariomycetes; Hypocreales; Nectriaceae. Gene Ontology annotation, cellular component: Golgi apparatus. Bases 1 to 1299 code for a protein of 432 amino acids. The record is from RefSeq and is a predicted model, not a curated record.
AUGCACACCGUGGCUACCCGACUAGAGUCUCGCAGGUCGCUCCUUGGCCCUGAGCACGGCUAUGGCUAUGGAGGUCAUUACAACCAGCCCUACAGCGACGGAGAGCCUGCUCCUCAGCCUAUUCCUCAACCCGCCGCCUUCACUCAGCCCAACUUUGCCGACACCUCCGGCGUCGAUCCCGCAGUGAACCAAGGCUACGCCUAUCGAGAAGGCUUCUCUCCAUCUGUUCCAGCCACGAGUACACUGAACGGCAAGACGGGCUUCCUCACAAGCCGAUGGCCCGCCUGCUUCAUGACAGUUUCUCUUCUCCAGGCUGUUCUGUGUAUCUGCUUUGAGGCCUACGUCUUUGGCAAGUUCCAGUUCAAUCUCGGCCCUCACAUCAACCUGCCCAAGGUCCAGUCUCAGUACAAGACUAUUCCUACUUUCCUAACCCUCUUCAUUUUCGGCUUCCUCUACACUCUCGUUGUCGUUUGGGAUGCCCUCCGCCAGAAGAACACUAUCCAGGUUAUCGGGGUCUGCUUCUCCAACCUGGCUCUCAUGGUCUACACUGCCAUUCAGGUUGACCAGAUUAAGGAGGCUUUCGACAUCCUUGGGGCGCACAAUGCUCUCGAGAAGGGUGUCACUGCCGCUGACCUCUGGGACGAUGUCAAGCCUUACCUGGUUGCCAUCCCCGCCAUUAUCGCCUUGGCGACCGUUGGCAUGAUCUUCAUUUCCUGGAAGAUCUACCAGGAGUAUGCUUGGGACAUUCUCAAGAACAUUGGCGCUGAUUACCGCAUGAAGAAGCGCUUCCUCCACUACCAGAUCUACAUUGCUCUGCUCAAGUUCGAUUUUUUCUUCUUCCUCGGUUUCAUCGUUCAGUUUGUCGUCGUUGUCGCAGAGAAGAACGAUCCCGAAUUUGCUUUGACUAUUGUCACCAUUCCCAUCACCAUCGCCAUUCUACUCGCCGCCGCCUACUUCACCCGCAAGGAGAACAAGCCUGGCAUGGUGUGUGUCAUCAUUCUCUAUCUUGGUGGUCUCAGCUACUUCCUCUUCAAGCUGGUCCGAAUUUACCAGCCCGGACACAAGGAAGCCUACGAGGCUGUCCGCCGAUCACUUACCGCUUUCGCCGUCAUCACUAUUCUCCUUAUCCUUCUCACAAUCGCCAACGCCAUUGUAUGCAUGUGCAACUUUGGAAAGGGCCUCAAGCCACACCUUCAGUCCCUGUCUCGAAAGCGCAAGGUUGAGGAGAAGCCCGACAUCAACUCGAUCAACAUGCAGGACGUCAAGCCCCAAGCGCCCAGCCGAAUGACGAUUGAUUAA